Messenger RNA from Dendroctonus ponderosae (mountain pine beetle), 2560 nucleotides. It is a transcript of the gene dlp, whose product is annotated as glypican-6. Bases 194 to 1957 code for a protein of 587 amino acids. Lineage: Eukaryota; Metazoa; Arthropoda; Insecta; Coleoptera; Curculionidae. Gene Ontology annotation, cellular component: synapse; plasma membrane; extracellular region. Gene Ontology annotation, biological process: regulation of signal transduction; cell migration; regulation of protein localization to membrane. The transcript has 6 exons. The record is from RefSeq and is a predicted model, not a curated record.
CCAGCGACUGCACAUUUUUUUGACUCGAUUUCAUGAGUGCCGGUCUGCUCGUCCUUUGAGUUAUCAGAGUUACGGAAAUGCGACGAGACCGUCGAGGGUAGUUGACUGUGCCUUAGCAACCGAGUGAAAAUCGCGAUGGUUCUCACUUAAGCUGGAGAAACGGUGACUGAAUUUUCGCUUAGCUCUCAACCAAAUGGCUGUGAUCCGUAUUGAUAGUGUGCGAGGAAACAUGUGCCGGCUACAGGGUGUUCUUCUGUUUUGCGCCCUUUAUCUGACUGCAGUCGUUCUUGCCAACCCCCGGAGUUGCGAUUCAGUUAAAAGUGUACUCGAAUCGAAAGGGUUCGCCAGCCAGGGAAUACUCGAUAAGCCGCAAAAUGGCUUCAUAUGUGGGGAGGACAGUUGCUGCAAUGAUUCUUUGGAGAACGAUUUAAAGGCGCAAAGUCACAGCGACAUUGAAAAAUACCUCAAAGACACCGUAGUGAAGGUUGCCACUCUCGUUGAAACGAGGGCAAGGAAAUUCGAUGAAAUAUUCCGAAGCAUGAUGAACAAUUCGAAACGGGAAUUCCACGAGAUGUUCGAGCGAACUUACGGCAAAAUCUAUCUGGACAAUGCCGAGGUAUUCAGCGAUUUCUUCAACGAGCUCGAAACCUACUACAAGAAGGGAACUGUGCGUCUUGCGGACACUAUGGACACUUUCUUCGGCAUUCUCUAUCAGCGGAUGUUCACUGUUAUUAACUCUCAAUACAAUUUUGACGAAACCUAUAUAGCCUGCGUAAACAACCAUAUGCAAGAAGUGAAACCGUUCGGAGAUGUUCCACACAAGCUAACUCAGCAACUAAAACGGGCCUUUGUAGCUACGCGAACUUUUUACAAGUCGCUGACCCGAGCAGCUGAAGCCAUUCGAGAAGCGCCCUCUUUGCAUAUGGAUGAAGACUGUGCAAGGCAGUUAACACUAAUGCAAGUCUGCGGAGUCUGUAGAGGCGAAACCGGCGCUGGAUCUUGUUCGCAAUAUUGCAUAGACACCAUCGCUAGUUGUAUGAGAAAUCACAUCCAACUGAGCGAUAGCUGGGAUAAUUUUGUUGCUGCAAUCGACAAGGUGGCUGAUCGACUCACAGGCCCCUAUAACGUCGAUUCCGUGGUGGAGCCACUGAAUAUCAAAAUAUCGGAAGCUAUAAUGAACUUCCAAGAAGUAGGGGCUGAGGUAUCGCAGAAAAUCCAGCAGAAGUGUGGCACUUUAGGCCUCAAGAGACCCAGCAGGUCGGCAGGUUACGACAGCGAAGAAGACAACACUUCCAUGGAGCUGAAGUUCGAAACGAUGAAAAUGGGCGGCGGUGGGAAGAACAGAAAACACAAGAAGGUUCAGGAGAGAGUUGAGCAGCAGCAGCACUUAACUCUGGAGAAAUUGAUUGAGGAUAUCAAGAUCAAAAUAAAGACAACUAAACAAUUCUGGGUCCAGUUGCCCUAUCAAUAUUGCAACAACGACAACAUAUCGGCGGGUCCAAGUGACGACGGCAACUGUUGGAACGGAACCACGAUCGGCAGCUACAACUCGCCUACUUUCAAAGCUGAACCUACUGAAACCCCGCAGAUAAGUGGCCAAAUUCACAUCCUGAACGGUUUGACUGAGAAGUUGCGCAAAGCCUAUCAUGGCCAGGACGUGGAAAUAAUCGACGACAGUGAGGAAACUUUCGAAGGAAGCGGUUCGGGGUCGGGCGACGAGGAGAAUGAAGACACGUCGGAAGAAACCAAACAGGAGGGCGGCGAUGAUGACCUAACGAUCGAUAUUCAUAGAAUAGAAGAAGUUUCGUUACCUCCGGUGACGAGCACGUUCAGGCCAGAAGUCGUACGGACUUCCAGUGCUAACGUGAACUCCAUGUCGCUUACCAGGGCUCUCAUUCAGUUCCUCUUGCCCAUGGUGAUGGUCUGGUUCGGUGGUGCCAUUAAGGACUUGCUGUGAUAUUUGUAUAGUUCGUGUAAAUAGAGAGACAUAGACAAGUGUAGGGUUCUCGAAUGGACAGGCGUUAACGCGUGCCUUCUUUGCCCAUUCGAGUUACAUAAAUUUCUACAUAUGAAACGGUCAUUAUGUGUAAACUGUAUGGAGCCAGGACGACUUAAAGUAUGCCAAUCUCUAAAAUCGGCUGGUCUUUUCAAUACUGCCGAAUGAAAAAACACUUCGCCCAUCGCUGUAACUAUUGUAAAUAUUAAGUGGAAACUGCGAUGUCUAUAGUUGUUCAACCUACAAGCAACAAAAGUUGUGUCUGUUAUUAAAUAAAUAUGAUCCUUAAACAAGCCACCCCCUAGUUUAGGUUGUUUAUUGUAAAUCUAUGAAUGUCGGGUCCAAAACAUGUACUUACUUACUUACAGCUUCGAUUAAGAAGUUACAGGUUUUCAUACUUUAAUCGCCUAGCUAGCUAUACUAGAAUCAAACAUUUGUAUUUUGUGUAUAUGUUUCGUAUGACUUACAAGCUUAUGGAUUUCGCUUCUCAAAUCAAACGGAAAUAAUCAAGGUUUUUAAGAAAAUAUUUAUUUAUUUUGUACAAAAUAAAACAAUUAGAAACUA